Penicillium cataractarum is the source of this 906-nucleotide messenger RNA. RefSeq lists its product as uncharacterized. The record is from RefSeq and is a predicted model, not a curated record. NCBI's taxonomy places the organism in Eukaryota, Fungi, Ascomycota, Eurotiomycetes, Eurotiales, Aspergillaceae. The transcript has a single exon. The coding region runs from base 1 to 906 and encodes 301 amino acids.
AUGGCGGAUCCCUUGACAGUGCUAGGCGCUGUCUCGUCCGUCGUCCAACUGGUAGAUUUUACUACCAAAGUCUUCGAGCGAGUGAACCACUAUAUUCGCUGUGUCGACGAAGCUCCAGAAACCCUACGCGAUAUCGGAAUCCAAUUACCUCUCUUCAUCGACGCAUUGGGUCGGAUCCAAUUCCAUAUCGACUUUGGCCACUUCAAUCCACAAGCUUCAUCCGCCCUACAGAUGGUGAUUGAUGAAUGCUAUUCGCAAAUGACUGCACUUGAUGACCUCAUGACAAAGUUGACACCUGAGCAAGGCGAUUCAAAAUUGACAAAGACUCGGAAGGCGAUUCUCAGCUUGAAAGAUGAAAAGACCUUGGAGAGAAUCUUCUCUAAGGUUUCGGGAUAUAUCCAGAUGCUCUUGCUUUAUCAGAAUUCCGUGACUUCAACACAUACUAUGGUUAACACCAAAUUGGUGUGGAAACAACUUGAAAACGCAUCUUCCUUGCAAACGAUGAGCAUAGACUCUGUUUCCACGACGAGGGACUCCCAAAGCCUGUCAACUGAAACUGAAACCAGCACACCACGUGUGGCUUCAAAAACUCUCACCAACUAUUCCAACCAGAAGCAACGGCGAACAUCAUAUUUUAUAGGGCUUGCCAGAUUUGGCUUACUCUGGGCUUUCCAGGCAGAUCUAGAUCUCUCUUGGGGAAAUUGUGGCUUCUCUAUCAGCCCUAGCCUUCAUUUUCAACGGCUGGUUAAGAACACUUCGCCCGGAUUCCAGUUGGUGUACAAAUGUGAAAUUGAACAACUUGACAUUCAAAAAGCAUCCAACAAGCUCUUCAAAUUAUUUCAGAGAGGGGUCAUCUCGCCGUGUGAUACCUUCCCUGACGGAGCGACAUGGCUCGAGGUAUGUUGA